AUGUCUUUUUUCGACCUUGAGAGUCAGAAUGCAUCUGCUUUGAGGGAACACCCCAAUGGUGGGACGGAUUCUGGCGAUUUAUCAAGUAGGCUAAUAAUGGAUCUGGCAAGACAGCUUAAACUAUUAAAACAGGAAAACAGUAAAAUGGGUACUAAAAAGGACUCUGUAGAGUUGCGAGAUAGUGUAGAAACUGGGCUUAUACCUAAUUGCAAUAGUUUAAGGGAUAAAAUUGAGGAGCAAAUCUGGGCAGCUCCUAAAGAUGUAACCGACGGUUCUAAGUUAUACAAUGAUUUCCAAAUGCUCAAAACUGAACUGCGCCAUUUAGAGCGAGAUUAUUCAGAUAAGAAAUUGAAGAAUUUUUUGAGGAAAUCCAGAAGUAACCCAAUUUCUCCAUCAAAGGCUGUACGAAGGGACCCCGAAUCUGGGUACGUUUCAAUACAAGUUAGUGAACAAACACCACUGCUACUCGGUGAGGAAAAGACAGAAAACCAACCUAUACAUCCUAAGCAACAACAGCAGUAUUCUCAGGUCCAGCAAGAUGCAAUAGACCAAGAUGAACUGGAUUUUACUACGAUUAUUCAACGAGAGAGAUCUCAACAAAUAAAUAAAAUACAUUCAGCUGUCCAGGAAGUGAAUGCGAUAUUUCAUCAACUAGGUUCUUUAGCCACUGAACAGGGUGAACAGGUGAAUACCAUCGAUGGUAAUAUUGGCCAAUUAUCCAGUAAUAUGCAAAAAGCAAAUGAGCAAUUGAAUAAAGCUGACGAACAUCAACGACAAAGAAAUAAAUGUGGCUUGAUAACUUUAAUAAUCAUGGUAGUGGUUGUAUUAAUUAUAAUUCUUGCCGUGCUGAGCUGA
This is a messenger RNA of Zygotorulaspora mrakii, 855 nucleotides long. RefSeq names its product SNAP receptor VAM3 (gene VAM3). The record is from RefSeq and is a predicted model, not a curated record. NCBI's taxonomy places the organism in Eukaryota, Fungi, Ascomycota, Saccharomycetes, Saccharomycetales, Saccharomycetaceae. Gene Ontology annotation, cellular component: endomembrane system; membrane; SNARE complex. Gene Ontology annotation, biological process: vesicle-mediated transport; vesicle fusion; intracellular protein transport. The coding region runs from base 1 to 855 and encodes 284 amino acids. Gene Ontology annotation, molecular function: SNARE binding; SNAP receptor activity. The transcript has a single exon.